Messenger RNA from Paramecium primaurelia, 2036 nucleotides. The record is from the annotation of a GenBank genome assembly. Lineage: Eukaryota; Ciliophora; Oligohymenophorea; Peniculida; Parameciidae.
AUGGAUAAUUAGAACGAUUUAUUUUAGAGUAGCUCCAAUGAAGCAUUUGAAUUUAAUGCAUAAGCCUUAUAAAAAUUGUUAACUAAUGCUGAAUAAUAGUAUUAUAAAAAUAAAUUUUUAGAUAUUAGUUUGAUAAUUAGAAUUCAUCAUAAUAAAUAUAAGAAGGAAUUAAUGAAGUAUUAAUUCCAAACGAACCAAAAGCUAUGGUACCAAUUACUCUUACAAAUUCUUAAAGGACAGGAUUCAAAGAUUAAAAAAGUACUUAAUUAUUAAACUCUAAUAAAAAUUUAGUAUAAUCUCUAAAUGGAUAAUAAAUCCCAAUUUAAUAAUAACAAUAAAUUUAAUAAUAACAACAAUAAUAGUUUAUUUAAUAAAUUCCAUUAAGUUAGUAAUAUCAAUCCAAUAAUAAUAGGGCUAAUUAAGACAUUUUUAAUAUUUAAUAACAAGUUCCUCAAUAAUAAUAAUAGAGUUAAGGUUAAUUAGGAAAAGUUUAGAAUUAUGUUAAUAAUUUAUUUGGAAAUGAUCCUCAAUAAUAAUUUAAAUAUGAACCCACCAAUAAUUUUAAUGAUGAUGAUGAUAUAUUAAAGUAAUAUCAAAAAUAAGAUGAAUUGCAAAUAAAUAUUGAAGAAAUGAUUGAAUUAAAAGUUUAAGCACAAUAUGAUUAUUGUAAACUAAAAAAAUCAGAAAAAUAAAUAUUACCAGCUAUGGUAAGUAUCAUAACAAAAGAUAUUGAAUAAUAUGCUAAAAAUAACUAAUCAAUUGAAGCUGGUAUUGAUUUAUUAUGUGUUAUUGAUAAAAGUGGAAGUAUGGAGGGAAAAAAAAUUAGAAGUGUUCAACAAUCUGUUAUCUAAUUAUUAAAUUUCCUUAGUGAGAAGGACAGAUUAUGUUUAAUAGUAUUUGAUGGAGGAGCUCAAAGACAUACUCCAUUAAAGACAUUAACAAAAGAGAAUAAAAAAUAUUUUUAAAACGCCAUAGUAGCUAUCACAGCUGGAGGAUCAACUAAUAUAGCAGCAGGAACUAAAAUUGCAUUUUAGCAAAUCUAAUAAAGAAAAAUGAAAAAUUAAGUGACUUCCAUAUUUUUAUUGUCAGAUGGUUAAGAUCCAGGGGCAGCUUCAGUUAUAAAAAGAUAGAAGGAUAAAAUUGAAGAUGUAGUUACAAUCCAUUCAUUUGGAUAUGGAAAUGAUCAUGAUGCUGCUUUAAUGUCAAGUAUUUGCAAAAUAGGAUAAGGAAGUUUUUAUUAUAUUGAAGAUGUGAAAUUGUUAGAUGAAUUCUUUGCAGAUGCUUUAGGUAGAUUAUCCUCUGCAUUAGCAGAAAAUGUUUAAAUUGAGAUUAAAUGUGCUCCUUAAGCACCCUAUUAAGAUAUUAAAAUAUAAAAAACAUAUGGUGAUAUGUGGAAACUUAUUGAAUAAGAUAGAUCUUAUAAAAUUAAUAUACCAUAAAUUGCUUCAGAUUCUAGAAAAGAUUUUGUUUUUGAAAUUGUACUACCACCUUUUACAAAAUAAAUUCUUGAUGAAUAAAGAGUUCCUUAAGUUGUUCAGGCUUGUUUGUCAUUCAAAAAUACAUUUUCAAAAAAAGUAUAUUAAAAAGUUUCAGUUUUAUAACUAAAAUUAUAUAAUGAAGAUGAAUAAAUUGGUGAAAAUGAUCCUAAUCCUGAUGUUACUAGAGAAAUCUUACGUGUUUAAUCCACAGAAGCUAUUAAAUAAGCUAGGAUGAAAUGUGAAUUAUCCAAAAAUGAAGAAGCAGAAGAAAUGUUAGAAACAAUGAAAUUACUUAUAUUAUCUGAUUAAAAAAUGUCAGGAGUAUCUGCUUAAGCAAUUAUUGAUAUAGAUUAAGCUAAAAAUGCAAGUAAAAGAUAAAAUUACUCAAAUUUUGGAAUGAAAUAAAUGCAUUAAAUGUUUGUAAACAAUUAUCAAUAAGAGGGAUUGAAUGCUUAAUUUGAUUUAAGCGGUUAAUAACUGUAAUAAGUUGAUUAAGGAAUGUUUUAAAAUAGUAAAUAAUUAAAAAUGGUAAAAGAAGUAUAGAAAAGUAAAUCUUGA